AAUCGCCAGGGAUCGUCGUAUGCUCAUCAAGCUGCGAUUUUCAUCCUGAGAUCCCAUCGCGUUUUUGUAGAUUAUUGCACCUCGCAAGUUAACAAGUACUGUGUUCAUCAAUUAUCUAAUAAACGAAUAUGGUUUUGGCUGAAAGAAACACGGACAAUGUUCGAAAUGGGCGAAGAUCUCGAGGUCCCAGCCCCAAUGGGCAGACGGAGUCGUCCAGCGAGGAGGACGGAGUUCCAGCAGAGAAAAUACGCGUCGGACGUGACUACCAAGUUAUUGUUCCAGAAUUUAUUCCUCUCAAUGAACGACGUUUGGACCAAUGCCCGGAUAGAGCACUACUUGUUUGGUCUCCAACAACUGAUAUACCUGAUCAAAAAUUGGAUGAAUACAUUAUAUUAGCAAAAGAAAAAUAUGGGUACAAUGGAGAACAGGCUUUAGGAAUGCUUUUUUGGCAUAAACACAAUUUGGAGCGAGCUGUUUUGGACUUGGCAAAUUUCACACCAUUCCCUGACGAAUGGACCGUCGAAGAUAAAGUUUUGUUUGAACAAGCCUUUCAAUUUCAUGGAAAAAGUUUUCAUCGUAUUCGUCAAAUGCUUCCAGACAAAUCAAUCGCAAGCCUCGUGAAGUAUUACUACAGUUGGAAGAAAACGAGAACUAGAACGUCGUUGAUGGAUAGACAAGCGCGAAAAUUAAAUAGUGGAGGAAAAGAAGGCGAAAACGGCAGCGAAAAUGGAAGUGAACUGGGUUCCAAUACCGAUAGUGAGUCAGAGGAUAAAAAGUGGACGAUCCACCGCGGAAUACGUCGUGGAAAAAACCAAGCUGUGCAGGGGAGCCAAGGCGGUGAUGCCAAGGCCUCGUCCGACUCGGAAAACAUGCCUCAGGUUCAGGGGGCGUGUAGCAACUGCGGUGUCGCUUGUCAUAGCGUUCGUACAACGCCCAAGGGACAUGCGUGUCAUAGCUGCUAUCUGCACUGGAGGCGUACUGGAGUUGCCAGGCCCCUGAGCUCUGUGCCAGGUCGUUCGAACAAAAGAAAACCACCACGAGGAUUGGUCGUCAAUCAUGACGAUCUAGCAGCAUUAGCUGGCCAACCAAACCAGGCAAACAACAGUCUGCAAGCCAUUGACACCGAAAUUGUUAGCCUGAAACGCCAAAUACAAUCGAACAAACAGCAAGUAAGUGGUUUAAAACGGAAGACAACCGACGGCAUUGACGAUUUACGACCACCAGAAGUUUCCAGUCGUAUUAAUGCACGAUGGACAAAUGACGAAUUAUUACUAGCUGUUCAAGGAGUUAGGAAAUAUGGAAAAGAUUUUUCUGCUAUCGCCGACGUGAUUGGCACUAAGACAGAAGCCCACCUAAGAUCAUUCUUUGUUAAUUAUCGACGAAGAUAUAAUUUGGACGCAGUCCUAAAAGAAUAUGAGGCUGAAAACGGGCCCAUCUUAAUCGAUGAUGAAAAAGAUGAAAAGAUGGAGGUCGAUCAAGUACAGAAUAGUGAAAAUGCGGAGACGUCUCAAAAAGCAAAAGCGUCUGUCGCGCCAGGACAAACGACUAAAUAGCAGAUGAGCACUGACAAAAAUAACAAAUUAUUACAUUAAACUCAAACUUGAUGCAACAUAAUUAUGUCAUAUUUAAAAAAUUAGUUAAAAUCAUAAUCACUUGAUCACUUGAUAGCCACAGGACUGUCAUUGUUUUCUGACAGUUUAGUUACUACCAUUAUCAAGAUAUUUGUAUAUGUAUAAGAAGGCCAAUUGUAAUAUAAAAAUAAAAUGGUCACAUUCUUCAAUUUGUAAAGA
Molecule: messenger RNA, 1790 nt
Organism: Neodiprion fabricii
Lineage: Eukaryota; Metazoa; Arthropoda; Insecta; Hymenoptera; Diprionidae
Gene: CoRest
Product: REST corepressor
Exons: 10
Coding region: 129-1553 (474 amino acids)
Biological process (GO): regulation of transcription by RNA polymerase II; negative regulation of DNA-templated transcription
Cellular component (GO): transcription regulator complex; histone deacetylase complex
Molecular function (GO): transcription corepressor activity; sequence-specific DNA binding
Source: RefSeq, a predicted model, not a curated record